GAGGAAGAGUAGGCAGUUUUAGACCUAGGGCCAGUUGGCACCUGCUUUUCCCUCUGGAGUCUGGAACAUUAUAAAUUGUUGAGAGAAGACAAUUGAAUUGAACUUCACAUUGAGGAAAGUAUGAAGGUCAUAGUGAAUUUCAAAGGUCAUGCUCUUCCUGGAACCCUCUUUAUUAUUUUGAGCCUUUGGUGGAGUACAAGGAGUAUUCUGAAAUAUGUCUGUAAAAAGCAAAAGCAGACAUUCUACCUUCGUUCCAAAGCAUUAUUCCAUCGAGUAGAACUUUUGGAAGGAACUAUAGUAGUUGGCAUGGCUUUAACCGGCAUGAUUGCAGAGCAAUUUAUUCCUAGAGGGCCCCACCUGAUCUUAUAUAAAGAGGGCAAGUGGAACAAACUCCUUAGCUGGCAUCAUUUCACUAUGUAUUUCUUCUUUGGGCUGAUGGGCGUGGCACACAUCCUAUGUGUCACCAUCCGUUCACUUCCCUCCUCCUUACCCAAGUUAAUGUUGUCAAAUGCCUUAUUUGUGGAAGCUUUUAUCUUCCACAACCACACUCAUGGCCGGGAAAUGGUGGAAAUCUUUGUGCACCAGCUGCUGGUUUUGGUCAUCUUUUUGACAGGCCUGGUCACCUUCAUGGAGUUCCUCCUGCAGAACAAUGUACUUCUGGAACUUCUGCGUUCAAGCCUCAUCCUGCUUCAGGGGAGCUGGUUCUUUCAGAUUGAUUCUGUCCUGUAUUCGCCCAGUGGGGCUCCUACAUGGAAUCUGAAGGAUCAUGAGAACAUUAUGUUUCUCACCAUAUGCUUUUGCUGGCAUUAUGCAGUAAGCUUUGUCAUCAUUGGAGUGAAUUACGCUUUUGUCACCUGGUUGGUUAAGUCUAAACUAAAGAGUUUCUGCCCCUCAGAAGUGGGACUCCUAAAAAGUGUUGAACAAGAAUCAGAAGAAGAGAUGUGAUUUGGAUGAGCAUCCAGUCUUCCUAGAUAAACCUUUUCUUUUUUGUACUGUU
Molecule: messenger RNA, 997 nt
Organism: Microcebus murinus (gray mouse lemur)
Lineage: Eukaryota; Metazoa; Chordata; Mammalia; Primates; Cheirogaleidae
Product: transmembrane protein 45A-like
Source: RefSeq, a predicted model, not a curated record